This is a messenger RNA of Microbotryum saponariae, 1155 nucleotides long. Lineage: Eukaryota; Fungi; Basidiomycota; Microbotryomycetes; Microbotryales; Microbotryaceae. The record is from the annotation of a GenBank genome assembly.
AUGAAGGGGGUUCGAUGCAUCCAAGGAGGGGCAUCGGUUCCUCUGGGCGAUCGUCGCGAACCGCUCAAACAGCUCAAUUUGCAAAAUGGUGCGAGGAACCCUACGACGAAAACAAAACGUGGCAAAGAACGGUGGAUCGAGAUCGGGCGCAAGAAUGUCCAAGUCUCUUCGUCGUGCCAUGAGGUAUUCGCAGCUUCUCCCUUGCCUCGGACGAAGAGCGAUCGACAACCCGGAGCGGGAUCGGCCCUCGAGCUUCCCACAAGUCGUGCCGCUGUUCAGACCGAAUCUUCUCAAGUACCGACAAAACGAACAACGCAAUCAACACCCUCCAAUCACGAUAUGAAUCCCUCGUCUCCAAUCGAACCCGGUUGGAUCCUCGACGCUUCUGGCGAGGUCGUCAAGGUUUCACCUGAUUGGGAGGAGGAGCCGCCGGACUGCGAGUGGGCGAUGCGGAAAGGGCCGGCAGAUGAUGUCGUUGCUCGUUGUCGUCAACUUGGUACUCGAGAGCUGUCGUCGGCUUCCCCUCCUCUUUCACCAAUCACUUUACACGAGGCGAAAUGGGAAGCGAUGCGUCGAGACGUGCCGAGCAACAGAUCGAUACAGAUCACGCUCGUCAACGAUCUCCUCUUGGGUGCGGUCGCUCGAGGUCUCGAGCUCAAUCGAAUGACACGGAAGCGAAGUGUGGACGCCAUCAAAGGUACCCAAGACCAGCCUUCUGCGAACUUGGUUCGACCUGCCGAAACUUCGAAACCACCUGCCAGGCCGACCUGCACCACCUGCACCGGCCCCGCUGACCCGACUAUCGAAGGACCGAACAACUUGCCCCUACCUAGAACACCUCAUCUCGAACCUCCCCCCCUUGCAGAACUACCCUUCAUACCCCGUUCCCCCAAUAUCCCCUCAACGCUCUUCCUCAACCCACGAGAAUACUACCUACCCUACCUCGAGCGUCCCGAACAAACCAAGCUUCAACUUCUCCAACGCGCUUACGCAACAUCAAGUAGUCUGAAUCCCAAGAAAUUGCUGUUCGAUUGGGGGGAGGGUAGGAAGGGGAGGGGGAGGGGGAGGGGGGAAAAUUUACCGAGGGUUUGGGGGAAUGCGCCGGAGAUGGAGUCGUUGGUCGCUUGGGUGGGAAGUGGGAUUGGGCCGGGGUAG